AUGUUGGACCGUCAGAUCCGCUGUGCGGACCCGACGAAAUCGCCACUGCUGUUUGCAGCACUGGCCGAUAUGAAGGGAGAGUCGGCGGCGAACACGUCGAGAGAAUCGGUCGAGGUCGGACCGCCGAGCCCACGCCCACUCGCCACACCCCGCAUCGCUACGUUCAACCUGGAGUCGCCGUUGUCGACGAAACGCGAAAAGUCGAAGAUGACGCCGAGAUUCAGGCGCCCGGCGCCGAAAGUGAUCAAGACGGCGCCGCCGAUGCGCAGCGUCUACUCGGUCACCAGGGACCCGAUGCCACGAUUGGUCUCCACGGAUGGUACGUUUAGUUUUUAACUUAUUUAGGAACAAUUUCUAGUGUAAAACAUGGGUUAUUGGCCAAAUUUGAGCGCGAAACUAUCGGCAAUGGAGCCUAAAAAGCUUACAACCUUCAACUGCCAAAAUUUGGUCGAUAACCCUUGUUUUCCACUCCUAACAAGCAAAAACGAAUUCUCCGUUUGCAGGAUCGACGGAACCACUGCACAGUCCGAUCUACGACAUCUCGAAGCGGCUCUCGUUCUUCGAGCAGACGUUCCAGAUCAACGAGAUAAUCGGCAAAGGCUCAUUCGGCGAAGUGUUCUCGGCGCGUUCGCUCGAAGAUUCUCGAAUGUACGCGGUGAAAGUGUCGAUAUCGCUGGUGCGCCACAACUGUUCGAACAAGUACCGCGAAGUGAAGAACCACAUGCUGCUGCCCUCUCAUUACAAUCUCGUCGAGUUCAAACGUGCGUGGGAGGAGGCCGGACGGCUGUACAUUCAGACGGAACUGUGCGAGAUGAGCCUGCUCACCUUCUGCACCCACUUGCACCAGCUGCCCGAGGCCACCCUCUGGAAUGUGCUCAUUGAUUUGCUCAAUGCGGUGCACCAUUUGCACUCGAACGACAUGAUUCACGACGAUAUCAAGCCGGAGAACGUGUUGCUCACCCGCGAGGGCAUUUGCAAGCUCGGCGAUUUCGGACUCGUCAUCGACCUGAAAAAUGUAGAGUUUUCCACUGAAAAUGCAGUUUUUCACCAACUUUUUUCAGCCGAACGACGUCAAAACGGCCGAGGAGGGAGACAGCAAGUACCUGGCCCAGGAAGUGCUCAACGGCCAGCCGUCGAAGGCGUCGGACAUCUUCAGUCUGGGUGUGACGCUGCUCGAGGCGGCCACCGACCUGGACAUUCCGUCAAACGGCGAUGCGUGGCACCAGAUCCGCACCGGCAAGAUCCCCGAGCGCUUCUUCGAGGGCAUCUCGAGCGACAUGAAGUUCCUGAUCACGUGGAUGCUGGACGCGAAUCCGGCCCGCCGCCCGACGACCACCCAAUUGCUCCACUUCCCGUCGGUCAAGCGGCGCCUCCUGCGGCGCAUGGUGUUCGUCAAGUACGUCCACAUCAUCCACAACUUCAGGAGCGUCUUCUACGCCGUCAUCACCUGGUUCCUUGCGUUCCUCUCCGUGGUGUUCCACCCGCCGAUCGCCAUGCUCAGCGCCGUCCGGUCCCGUCGAUCCGCGAUGCUCUCCGAACUGGCGGGCCAACAACCGACGCAGCAGAACCAGCACACGCCGAUCCAGUCGCCCGAGGGAUCGAAGGUCUUCUCCGAGUCGCUGACCGGUCAUCUCGUGCGCAGUUCCACGCCGUUCGACCACUCGGACGACGAGAACACGGCGCACCGUCGGCUGUUCCCGAAUCCGCUCCCUGUCUCGCGCUUCAAUUUGGACGACGACGACGAGGAUGAGGACGAUGCCGAGCCGGCGACCUCCUCUUCCAAUUCGUCGGCCAUCGAGAGCAACGCGUCGCCGUCACGGCCGCUCAGAGAUCGUGCCUCCUGGAUGAGACAGUGAGUUUACCAGUUUUUUCCGUGUCAAUGCCGAAAACUUCGAUAUCAUCGCAAAUUUCCGCUGCUUGGGUUGACAACAAGCCAGUUUUGCUGAUUUUAUUCCAAAAACGAAGAGAUUUCGAUGAAAAUGCAUAAUCACUGUCUAAUAAUCCAAAUUUCUUUGCAGAGGAACUCCGAAAUCGGCGCGCAAGAUCAUACUGCCGCCGUUCGGAGCGCGCCCGACAACGCCGGCGGUCCCGGACGGAUUGCCGGCCCAACAAGACCACGGCGGAUCCGGAGACACGUUCACGAAUGCGGACCGCGCGGCGUGGAUGCGCAACAAGUACGAGCGGAUGAUGCGCAUGGAGGCCCGGCUCGAUUCGGACGACAACGACGCGGACGAGGUGAACGAGGAGCCGCUGCAGCACGCGAUUCCGCCGCCGCUCUCGUGCCCGCCGUCGAUGCUGAUGAGGAACCUACGGCGCGUGAUGCGCCCGGCGCCGUCACUAAACUUCAAGAUGCUCGACGAUCCGACGGAGCAGCCGCUAAAGCCGGAGACGAAGAAGGAGGGAGAGAAGGAGCCGACUGCGGAGACGUCAAAAAGGAUCCAGCCGAUGCGGGUGACUCGCUCGAGAGCGGUGGGUAAUGAGGAGGACCAGGAGUGUCUUCCGUCUCCCGCCAAAAGCGUCAAGAAAAUCUAGUUCAAUUUCCUUCUUCUUCUUUUAUUGUUUCUCUCCCCCCACUCCAUUUUUAUAUAAUAAUUCAUCAUUUCCACCCCCUCAAUUCAAUUACUAUUACUAUCGGGGCAUCUCAAAGUGAAUGCGCUCAGUUAAGAAGCUCCUAAUUUUGCAGAGUUUUCUCUGUAUUUAACUGGCACGCAUUCACUUUUAAAUGCGCCGAUAGUGUAAUUUUGAUCUUCAGAGAUCGUUGCGCAACUCGGCGUCGGGCGACUGA
Caenorhabditis sp. 36 PRJEB53466 is the source of this 2785-nucleotide messenger RNA. NCBI's taxonomy places the organism in Eukaryota, Metazoa, Nematoda, Chromadorea, Rhabditida, Rhabditidae. The record is from the annotation of a GenBank genome assembly.